Tinamus guttatus (white-throated tinamou) is the source of this 737-nucleotide messenger RNA. NCBI's taxonomy places the organism in Eukaryota, Metazoa, Chordata, Aves, Tinamiformes, Tinamidae. The record is from RefSeq and is a predicted model, not a curated record.
GCUGGUCCUCUGAUACGUUUCAGAAUGCCACUGGUAAAAAGGAACAUCGAUCCCAGGCACCUGUGCCACACAGCUCUGCCCCGAGGAAUCAAGAAUGAACUGGAAUGUGUCACCAAUAUUUCCUUGGCAAAUAUAAUCAGACAGCUCAGUAGCUUGAGUAAAUAUGCAGAAGACAUAUUUGGAGAACUUUUCAAUGAAGCACACAGCUUCUCAUUCAGAGUCAACUCCUUACAGGAACGUGUAGAUCGCUUGUCUGUCAGUGUUACGCAGCUUGAUCCGAAAGAGGAAGAACUGUCACUGCAGGACAUUACAAUGAGGAAAGCUUUCCGGAGCUCCACAAUUCAAGAUCAGCAGCUGUUUGACCGCAAAACUCUGCCUAUUCCUUUGCAAGAAACCUACGACAUUUGUGAACAACCUCCUCCUCUUAACAUUCUCACCCCUUACAGGGAUGAUGGAAAAGAAGGUCUGAAGUUUUAUACCAAUCCUUCCUACUUCUUUGAUCUAUGGAAGGAAAAGAUGUUGCAAGACACUGAGGAUAAAAGAAAAGAGAAGAGGAAACAGAAGCAGAAAAAUCUGGAUCGCCCUCAUGAACCGGAAAAAGUGCCAAGGGCACCUCAUGACAGACGGAGAGAGUGGCAGAAGUUAGCCCAAGGUCCGGAGCUCGCGGAGGAUGAUGCUAACCUCUUACAUAAGCACAUUGAAGUGGCUAAUGGCCCGGCUUCACAUUUUGAAUCAAG